Messenger RNA from Nymphaea colorata (pocket water lily), 5917 nucleotides. RefSeq names its product probable pectinesterase 53. The record is from RefSeq and is a predicted model, not a curated record. The transcript is spliced from 3 exons. Gene Ontology annotation, molecular function: pectinesterase activity. Gene Ontology annotation, biological process: cell wall modification. Lineage: Eukaryota; Viridiplantae; Streptophyta; Magnoliopsida; Nymphaeales; Nymphaeaceae. The coding region runs from base 2264 to 2728 and encodes 154 amino acids.
AAAUAAUUUAAACAGAAAAUGAAGUAAACUUAAUCAUUUGCUUCCAUAAAUAUUUUUCAUUUCUGUGCACAUGAAAGAGCUGGAUACAAAGUUUGUAUUGUCUGUUUGCUAGAAGGCAUUGGAAAUUACAACAAGAUGAAUAAUGGCCUCUGGAGUAUCUGAGAAACUGAAACCGUCAAAGGGAUACAAACCCCACGAAGGCAUGCUCUUAAGAAGGAUGGUUGGCCACAUUUAACACUAGAACAGGCAUGAGAUGCUUGUAACCUAGUUUCAACAGUGUUCACAAAAUGGCCAUGGAACAGAGGCAUGAUUCAUCUCAUAAGAAUGACUUAUUUGAAGGUAUUAGUAAGGUCUAUCGAUUCUGGACUUGAAGGCCAAUAGAAUAAAUAAUCAAAGAUAGUCCUUUUGCAUCAAGAUGCAUAGAUUUGCAUUUAUUUAUACUUACAGUUCUAUAGCAAAUUUCGUGUGUGAUUUAAAAGGUGAUACGAGGGAAAAUAUAAACUUUCACAAGAGAACUAUAAUAUCUGGAUAAGCUGAGCAGUCAGGGAAGUACUUCUAAUGGUUUCUCAUGCUCAACUAUAAUUUCUGUUGCGUGAAGAAGAUUUUGAGGGGAAGUCCAACUAAGAAAGCCACUUAAGGUUUCCGCAGUAUCAAGGUUGAUAAAAGGGGCACACCUUGUGACACGUAUGAGACAGAACUAUGUGCAACAUAUACUCCAAUCCGGUACAUCAUCAACUAUAAAGAAAUGAGGAAUUGAGGAUACAUAUAGUCUUAGAGACUUAUAGGGAUGAUAAUAGAGACUCUUCCCCCCCCCCCCUUUUAAUGAUGAUGAAAAUCCUUUCAUGAUGAAGAAACCCUGAUGACUGAUGAGCUACGACCACUAAACCUUAUGAAGACAACACCAUGCGAAAACUUAGGCACCAGAAUGACAGGGUUAAGACUUGACCCAUGGUUUUCAAAUUUACACACUUCACAUUCCCCCUCUAGCACCUGCAGUGGCGAUAAUAGACUUGUUUCAUCUCAAGUAAGUCAUAAAUAAUGCUCUAUAAUAAAUUUGAAAACCAGCCAACGCAAUUAAUAAGCUCAAAAUAAAAGUUAUAUAUCCACAAACAAGAAAGCAUUCGUUAUAUCAAUUAAAGGGAUUCAAAAAAGGGCAGUUCAGAUAUCCUGUAAAUCAGUAGCAAAUUAGUAGAGCGGCAAUUCAGAUAUUGGUUGAGUAUACCAAGUCCAGAUAAGGGAUUGUUUGCAUCUUAGUAAACAUCUGGGCUAUUGGUAAGUAAAAAGAACCAUAGCUAUGAAAGAAAGCUAAACACUGUACAUUGUAAUUGUGAUAACUGCAGUUACAUGAAUCCUGCAUCAGUUCCCUACACUAGAAGCUUGGUAAAUCUAUACUGCUGUGACAAUCCAAACAUGAUUUUCGUGAAUUUCAACACUGACAAGCAUUUGCCUCAGGAUCAAGUGGGAAACUAAGAGGCACACUUUAGUCCUUCAAUGUUAUGAACAAUCCUUUGAUUUCAAUGUAACAAUAUGUGCUGAUGCUGUUAUCCUUUGAGAUUGUAACUUCCAGAUCCUACGACCAACACUUGGACUUCAAUAUAGCAUCAUGUCAUCAAAGUUAAGCUUGUGAACAUUCCAGACCGUGUUUAGUAUGAUGGAGAUCUAAGAAAUACAUUAGAAGGCAGUAAUAGAGCUUGGUUAUAAUAAUGUGGUAAUUUACUCUUACCUGUACAUUGUAUUACAAAUAUCAACAGUCCUGUAAUCGAGUUCCAGAGCAUGCCAAGCAAUCAAUUCCUCUCCUCUUCCUUUCUUUUCCCUCAUUCAUUCAUGCUAUUUUACUAAUGGGCAACCCCAAAGAUUAAAAGGACGAAUUUCACAGCAGUUGAUGUUCAACUCCUACAUAAGCCAUGUAGAUUUCCUUCAAAGGAAAAAACAAAAAAAACUAUGUGGGCCACCUGAAGGUGCAGACAGCUUUAUGACACAUUGAUGACUGCAUAACAAUGAUUACUUGGAACGAGAUGGGCUUGAUUAACUUCAUUGUCAAAUCAAUGAGUGGCAAUGAUAACAUAAUUUCCCCCGAUCAUCCAACCUACACUCAGCAUAUAAUUUCCGUUCUUCUACAUUUCUUGUGCUACCUUAACUCCAGAGAACUUUACUGCACAGAUACUUUCAGAAGCUCAAGGUUUUUCCACUGCAAAAUAUGGGCUAUUUUUCGGAGUUAGACUUCUAAGUUCCCCGUCACCAACAGCCGGCUACCCCACAGGGGAUGCCGUCCCCUGCCACAAGGAACCAACAGAUAGAGGAGCAAUUCAUGAUGUGGGUAAGGUGGAUGGACACUCUAAACCACUCCCUCUUUGAGACCGCCAUGAACAAGGUCUACCCUUCCUUCGUGCUCACUGUCGACAAGAACCCCGCCGCCGGGGACUUUAGGACGAUACAGGCCGCCAUCGACUCCUUACCCAUCAUUAAUUCAGUUAGAGUAAUCAUCAAAGUGAAUGCAGGGAUCUACAAGGAGAAGGUGAACAUUCCUGCAACCAAGUCAUUUAUAACCGUAGAAGGAGCAGGUGCGGACAAGACGGUGGUGGAAUGGGGUGACACGGCUCAGACACUGGGGUCAAAUGGGCAUCCCAUUGGAACCUUCAACUCUGCAACUUUUGCUGUGAAUUCUCCCUACUUUGUAGCCAAAAAUAUUACUUUUAAGGUUGGGAAGUGUCCAUCAGGGAGCUCAUAAAUGGGCGGCCGCAAAUUGAUCAGCCAAAUGCAUGGGACCAACAUAAUAAAUGUCGUUACACAUGGUCAUAAAAUUGAUCAGCCAAAUGCAUGGGAAAUCUGCAGACCAAAAUUUGAUAUAUUGCGCCUGGAAAUGACAAUGCUAUCUUAUACACUACCAGCUCAACUUUCUUCCGUUUUGUAGAGCGGUCUCAUCACUGCAGUUACUAUUCUGGCAGGACCAGAUGUAUGGUCCAUGUUACUGGGUGACUCAAUCAUGGAAUAACCAGGUCCCAAUUCUUACCCUGCCAAACCCAUAUGCAAUUUCAAUAUUAAGUUUGCAGAGUGCUCUCAUUAUAAAGGAAAGACCAAUAUUCUAAAGCAAGUGUGAUAUAUUUUACUGCAAAUUUCGAAGUGGGCUAGUUCGUUUUGACGUUAUUAUACAGAUGCAAAAACAUAUAUACUUCUAUAGAUUCAGUACAACAUUUUUUUUUAACUUCAAUUCAAGAAGUUUUGAAAUACAAGUAUGUUAAAGAACACAAGAAGUUCAAAGAUAGUAGAAGGUACUGUUGGUUAUAUACUUGGAAAACCAUGGAUUAUAUCUCGUAAAGUAGAUCUUCUGAUCUUGGAAAUUGAAUACAAACAAUAUUCAGACUAAUGUACAGGUAAUGAUGCAAGGCAAAAGAAUCAAAAAUACAUUUACGUGUUACAUAAUAAAAUUAUUUUGGCCCCAAGCUGUGCAACAUGAUGUCAUGAACAAUGGGAACAUAAGAGAACAACUGAGACUUAUUCAUCCAUAAUAAUCCAAAGGUGAGCACGUCUAGAGAAGUGAAGAGGUGAUUCCCGUUGAUAUAUAUUACUGCUUAUAUAUAUAUAUAUAUAUAUAUAUUAACAAAACUACACCUUUUUGGGAGGCUUUAAUGACCAAAAGUACCCAAGGCUAAAACAGUUUCAUCUGUUCAAUAACAUUGGCACCACCUGAACUGAGCAUGUCUGAUGUCAACAAAUCUUUCCAAGCUUAUCUAAAUUAGUUACCAUCGUGAUACAAAUCCAUCCAUGUCUUUUCCUUUUCAUACCCCAGGCUUGACAGAAUGGUCCACCAAGCAGUAUCCAUAUAACUGUACCCUUGUAAUUAUUUUUGAAAAUUUCUCAUAAAAUUUCUACUUUUCUAAAUAUUUUUUGAACCUCUUUUUUAUCCUAUAGUGCAGCUAAUCACAGAUUUUUCCAAUGCUGUAUGCCACAUCAGGUUUAAGAAAAUGUUUCAACGAUGUAAGAUAUGACACGAUUUACAACCUUGACCAGCAAAAUGGAUACCUCAAGCAGAAACAUUUGUAUCUAAAGGUAAUAUUGUUUAUGCAUAACUCCAACUAUUUAAAAAAAGCAAAACAUAAGUGGAUGUCAAAAUACUCCAGAAAUGACAUCCUGUAUGUACAAAUCUUGAAUUCUAUGGAAACAGCAACACAUGGGAUAUUAGCGUUCAAGAAAAUGGGCUAAGCGCAAGAGGAAACUAGGCUUACAUACCCAUUGUUCCCAUUACAGACAUACCCAUUGUUCCCAUUACAGACAUUGACAAACAAAGAAUAAGAAAAAUGCUAGCUGAAGAACUGCAUAAGUACAAUGGGCGAUAACAUAAUAAGAUGACACUCUAUCAGAAUAACUAAUCAUGUGAAAGUUGAAUAACAAAGUUCUUUUGGUAAUUUGGAAAAGAACCUUGUCAAUAACAAAUUUAAAUUUGAUAAGCAAAUUCUGCAACUAAGAGAGGAAAAUCCAAAAUGACAUUUAAGGUAUCUUUAUGUUUUCAGUAGUCCUUUAUAUUAACAAAAUUAGGCAUCAUCUAGUUGCAGAGUUGUCUCAAAGUUAAACAAGCACCAAGACCUCAUUUGUGGCCCCAUAAUAAUGUAAACCGAGUAAAUUGAGUGAAUGUUAAUCCUAGUAGUUCGAAGUAAACUUAAAGCUCUUGAAAAAAAUAAUGAUAUGAAAAAUUUAUGUAAAUCCAUGAACCACCUACUACUUCCACACAGUAUGAAGCACAUGCACAUGGAUUCUUAAAGGGUGUAAAAAAGUGUCCCUCUGUCUUUCAUUCAUGGCAUAAGGUGCACAAAACGAAAUUCUAGUUAAUGAUGUUCUAAGAGAUUUUGAAUUACCAAUAAGAUAGAAAAUCUAUCCACUUCUCAUUAUUGAUUUCCUUCAAGUAAACAGCACUAUGUCUACUAACCGACCCCAAACUACAGUAUCAUACCUAUCAUAAUGUAACAGAUACCUCAAGAAAGUGUUUUAUACAUGUUGGUUCGUCCAUUGAAGGAAAAAUGAACUAUGCUUGCAUGUAGAAUUGUAGAUACUAGCAGGCAAAACCAUUUCAAGCAGCACAGAAAUGGACUUGGGUAUGUGUCUUUCUUGACACAAAAUACUGAUUCAAGAUAGACCAACUCAUGAAGUUUAGAGAUGAGCCAGCCAAAGCAUGGAUAUGCUUGAUCAUGGAUCCACUUAGGUUACACAAACUUUCAUGCAUUUCCAUUGCUUAUUUUGGGGAUCAAUUCAUAAUACAGUAAAGAAUUUGGGGCUAAGACAGUCUACUAGUGUGAGUUUAUCUGGUUUAAUCUCUCGAUGAAGAGGUCACUUUGCAAUCCUCAUACCGAUUUCAACUUUGGACCCCCCUUUGCUUUAACAUUUUUACUUCAUGAUGUGUUAUCUAGCCCUAAAUUACAUUAUUAAAUAAUCUUCACAAGUGACAAACAGUAGGCUAGAAAAAGAAAUAAGUCUGACAAAAACAGAACUCCAGUAUAUGAGCAACCUAAAGACGAAGCUGGAAAAGGACAUCCAAUGUAUCAAAAAAAACUUGCUAAUCGGAGGCUCAAAUUCACUGUCAGCGCUGGACAAAUAGUUAACUGCCAAUGCCACAAAGUAGAAUGAUCUUGUCGGGGGAAAUCAUGGAAAAUAACAUAUAAUGCAAAAAAAAGAAGAAGCUCGAGCUCAAGGAUAAAGAGGCCAGGUGAUGCCAACUAGGGCAAACAAACAGGAUAAUGGUGGUUCUGAGUUCUGACCCUUAACAGACAUACCCUGCAUGCUAUCACCAAAAAAUGCGCGUGUAUGCUAUCACAAAAAAAUGCGCGUGUAUGCUAUCACCAAAAAAUGCGCGUGUAAAUUAUCAAAGAAGCAUUUCUCUUAACAUAAAGCCUUACUAAUCGGCAAAACUGGUUCUAAAGGGAGAGAA